UUUUCAAUAAAAUAUGACCAAAAAUCACCCCUAGCAAUGUCAGUUACAAGUUCUUGAAAUCCUCUAUGAUAUUAUAGCCAAUUUCAAGAAUUCAACAAAUACAUUUUUUUUUUAGUUCUUUUGAUUUCCAGGCGAAAAUCUUCGUAGAGAGUUAGAAAGCGUCAGUUCUCAUACUGAAAUUGUCAUGUUACAUGUUUUUUGUCGAAGAGAAGUUUUGAUACUUUAUAUCUAGGGGCGAAGAUUUUCAUAGAGAGUUAUAAAGCGUCAGUUCUCAUAGUGAAGUUGAAAGAAAAGGAGUAUUUUUUAUCUCGAUGUAAAGAUCUUCCUAAAAAGGUAAAAGACGUCAAACGAUAUAAGAUUAUUCCGUCCCCAUCAAAAAAAAAGUUGGGAGAUUUGAUCUCGGGCAAAGAUCUUCAGAGUCAGAUAACGUCAGCUCUUAGAGUGUGACAGUAUAAAAAGGUAUGUUAUCUUGAAAACAAGCACGUUAUUGACUUAUAAUUUUAUUUAUCGAUUUCGAUUAUCGAAAAAAAAUAUGAUGAAAGUGAGAGGCUUUAGGCUUGGUAGGAGACUUGUGAGAGUUUUCAAGUUGUUUAUUCAUAGGAGAAAAAAGGGAAAAAUCAGCUACAAACGUUUGGGAUCUUCCAAUUGUGCAACAAAAGCAAUUUCAAAGCUAUGUAAUUUUGGAAAUUUGUUGAAGCAUGGGGUUAAAAGUGUCAAUUUUGCAAAACCAGGGUCGGGUUAUAUUCGGGUCGGGUCAGAAUUGAUGGAUCAGAACCAAAUACCAAAGGGUCAUUUGGCUGUGUAUGUUGGUGAAAAACAAGAUGUUGCAUGUAGAGUUUUAGUCCCUGUGAUUUACUUUAAGCACCCUUUGUUUGUUGAUUUGUUGAGAGAGGCUGAAAUGGUUUACGGGUUCAAUCAUUCGGGUGGGAUCCAAAUCCCUUGUCGGAUAUCCGAAUUCGAGAACGUUCAAUCGAGAAUCGCAGCCACGAGUCGUGGUGGGAGUUGUCGCAGGAGGCGGAGCUGGAGGUGCAAUUAGAAGCGAGUUCAUAAUUUAAGAGUAUAACUUUUUCAACUUAUCGUGUGUUUGAAGAAAGUAAUGUAUGUGAUAACAUUCACUGCUUAUUAGAUUCGUCUUUGACUAUUUGAUCAUGUCAGAAUUUGUAUACAUUUAAAUUUAGUGGUCAGUCUGUUAGUUUCUUUUAUCGCAUUCGGAAAAAGGAUGUUGAGUUUGAGAAGAUUAAUGUAUGUGCUUACAUUCACUA
Messenger RNA from Solanum pennellii, 1262 nucleotides. Its product is annotated as auxin-responsive protein SAUR36-like. Lineage: Eukaryota; Viridiplantae; Streptophyta; Magnoliopsida; Solanales; Solanaceae. The record is from RefSeq and is a predicted model, not a curated record. The transcript has a single exon. Gene Ontology annotation, biological process: response to auxin. The coding region runs from base 533 to 1036 and encodes 167 amino acids.